Molecule: messenger RNA, 1707 nt
Organism: Lithohypha guttulata
Lineage: Eukaryota; Fungi; Ascomycota; Eurotiomycetes; Chaetothyriales; Trichomeriaceae
Gene: ERO1
Product: endoplasmic oxidoreductin-1
Exons: 2
Coding region: 1-1707 (568 amino acids)
Biological process (GO): protein folding in endoplasmic reticulum
Cellular component (GO): endoplasmic reticulum membrane; endoplasmic reticulum
Molecular function (GO): FAD binding; protein-disulfide reductase activity; thiol oxidase activity
Source: RefSeq, a predicted model, not a curated record
AUGCGCUUACAUGCUGGACACUUUUAUUCGACCUGCUUUGCAUUACUACAGAUUCCCCAUUUUAUCAGCGCAGACCCUCAGUGUGCAAUAGACCCGAAAUCAACUGUCACAGAUGCCUGCACAUCCUACUCGAAUCUGGACUCUUUGAACAGGGCGAUACGGCCAAUACUCGAUGAUUUAACGCAAGCCGACUUCUUCGCCUAUUAUCGUUUGAACCUGUAUAACAAAGUGUGUCCUUUCUGGAACGAUGAAAAUUCCAUAUGUGGCAAUCGAGCAUGCGCUGUGGACACAAUAGAAGACGAAGGCGACAUACCUCCAAUAUGGCGAGCAGAAGAGUUGAGUAAACUCGAGGGUGCACGAGCCCAGCACCCAGGUCCAAAGCAAAGGAGAGAACGUCCGGAACAAAGACCCCUACAAUAUCAAUUAGGACAGAACGUUGAUGAAAGUUGUGUUUUUGAAGCCGAUGAUGAAUGCGACGAGCGAGAUUAUUGCGUGCCAGAAGAUGAAGGUGCUGCUACGAAGGGAGACUAUGUAUGGGAUGCAAUCUACAAGGAGAACUGCUUCAGCAAGUCCGUCACUGCGUCAAUACCUGCACAAACCGGACGACAUGCGUCUAAGGAAUUAAAAAAUAUCUUUCAAGAAUAUGGCAGACAACAUGUCGAGUCCAAAGACGAUUACUCACUCAACGAUCAGUGCAUCGAACAGCGAGCAUUUUACAGGAUAAUCAGCGGCAUGCAUGCGUCCAUCUCAACCCAUCUCUGCUGGGAUUACUUCAAUCAGAGUUCUGGCGAGUGGUUCAAGAACCUGGAAUGCUACAAGGAGAGACUGCAUAACUAUCCUGAUCGCAUAUCCAAUCUUUACUUCAACUAUGCUCUUGUAACACGAGCAAUCGCUAAACUCGACAAGUCCUUACAGUCAUACACUUUCUGCUCUGGAGAUCCUGCCCAGGACUUUGAAACGAAGCAGAAGGUGGCUCGGCUGACUUCUGAGCUUGCAUCAAUUCCCAGUACCUUCGAUGAAUCAAUCAUGUUCCAGGAUCCAUCCAUGAUUGACCUGAAAGAUGAUUUCAAGCAACGAUUCCGCAACGUCUCGCGGAUUAUGGACUGCGUUGGCUGCGACAAAUGCCGCCUCUGGGGCAAACUCCAAACAGCAGGCUACGGAGCAGCACUUAAAGUUCUCUUCGAAUUUGAUGAACAAAAUGCCGCAGACAAUCCAUCCUUGCGUCGGACAGAGCUUGUGGCUCUCAUCAACACUUUCGGUAGACUGAGCCACAGCAUGAAAGCAGUCGGAGAUUUUAGGUCGAUGGUAGCUGUAUCUGAAGGCUCGAAAUCAGUCACUACAGCACCCGCCGCGCUGUCCUCGGCGAAGUCUUCUCACCGUUCGCCACAAGAACUCAUGCGUUCUGAUUCCAAAGAUGGAGCUGAGGCUCGGGAGCCAGCAAAGCCGCAGAGGAGCACAUCGGAAGCACAACCAGUCAAGAGGCGGCGUCCACAAAGAACGUUCUGGGAAGAAGUCAAAGUUGAGUGUACGCUGGUCUGGAAGACGCAUGUCAUGGUUCUAAAGAGUUGGUGGCAUAUGCCUUUCAAGCUAAGCAGAAUAGCAAUUAUGGAAUUAAACAGGUUAUGGAGUUAUUGGUUGGGUCUACCUGUACCACCAAGGAGCUGGGCAAUUGAGUUUCCGACACCUCCUCGUAGGGAUGAGUUAUAG